Messenger RNA from Tympanuchus pallidicinctus (lesser prairie-chicken), 1296 nucleotides. It is a transcript of the gene NOXRED1, whose product is annotated as NADP dependent oxidoreductase domain containing 1. The coding region runs from base 1 to 1113 and encodes 370 amino acids. NCBI's taxonomy places the organism in Eukaryota, Metazoa, Chordata, Aves, Galliformes, Phasianidae. The transcript has 8 exons. The record is from RefSeq and is a predicted model, not a curated record.
AUGGCAGCAGGAGCACAAAGAGGGACAGAUCGCCCGCAGAGGUGGAAUGGUGGCUGGGUGUGGGUGGUGGAUGGUGCAGAUCUCUGCAGUAGAAGGAGAGGAGGCCCUGCUAUAUCUGACAAGGCGCUGCAAGGGGCUGGCAGUGAGUGCGUGUGCCCAUGCUGUCUUCUUCUGCAGACUUCUGCAGGCCUUCAGGUAAGGUGGAGGGUGAGCAGCACUGGGAAGACCUUGCUGACUUCUCUGGCAGAUAGCCACAGCCUGAAGGUUGGCAUUAUUGGUGGAGGCCGUCUUGGGAAUCACCUGGCCCGAGCACUGGUGGCAGUGGGUCGGGCUCCUUGCUCCAGUGUCCGCAUUUCUACCCGGCGCCCUGAAAGCCUGUUUCGGCCAGCCAUCCGGAAGCCCUGCAUUGUGUACAGCCUCGUCACUGCCGUUCCUCUGCCCAGGUUGAAGCAACUCCUUUGCUACAAUGCCAUCGUGAGGCCACAGUACCAGUGCCCUGGCAAGGAGCCUACAAAGGAGUGGGGGACAAAGGGGUCGGUCACAGAGGCACUGCAAGACCUUGCUGUUGUGCAGGCAACAUGCCCCCUCAGCUCCCAAGCGAAAAUAAAAGUCAAUGGCAAAUGGCUGGUGGGCAUUUUCUAUGCAGUCCUGAACAGCAGCAUGUGGCAGAGCCUGCCUCACCAGGAGGCACUGGCAUUGCUCAAUGACCUCUGUUUCCCUGGACACUGCCAUAUCUGCGCAGAGCAGAAAGCUUCCUGCCCACAGUUUACAUGCGAGAGUUUUGUCAGCAAAAGUUUUGCCUCUUCAAUGACUCAAGAGGAAACCUUCCCAUGGUUUGACCCGACAACUGCACAACUGAGAGAGUCUCCUUUUAGCCAGCUGCUAGAAAAGAGUGAGUCUGUCCAGAACCACCUUGCUCUGCUGUAUCAGUCAUCUUUUGGAGACUGGCCCACAAAGCAGUGUGUGCUGACCAGCGCCAAGACUUUUCCUACAUUAGCCAUACCAGAACCUGACACGGUGUUGAUUCAGGACUCCUCACUGUCCACAACUUCUUCAAAAGUUUUUUCAGGAAUUCCAGAGGAAACUACUGACUAUGUUUCUAAAUCCUCAUAAACUGAAAUGAACUCUAUGAUGUGCUGAGAUCUCGUCCCAAAGGGAUGAAUACCCAGAGAUGUUGACAACUCUUUUCCAUCCAUUUCCAUUGCUGGUCUCAGUAGCGUCUAGUGGAAGAACACACUGUAAGGACUUUGUAUUGCAAAAAUAAUGCCAAAAAGCAAAUAAACCUUUACUUAUCAA